Molecule: messenger RNA, 1806 nt
Organism: Stylonychia lemnae
Lineage: Eukaryota; Ciliophora; Spirotrichea; Sporadotrichida; Oxytrichidae
Source: the annotation of a GenBank genome assembly
AUGGGCAGCUUUGUUUACAACUCUGCACAAUAAUAACUUCCCUAGCAGACUCCCCAAUCAAUCGUUAACACCCCAGUUAGAAAGUUUUAAACGGGAAGUUUCUUCAGAUAAAAUAGUUUCAAGCAAAUCACACAGAAUAAAUAGGUUUCAAUUGAUAUAAGUUAGCUGAGGGAUAGUUUCGAUGAUCUCAAUAUCGAUGAUGAAGAUGUAGGUAUAAAAAAGGAGGUGAAUAUUCGAAUACUUGAUAGCCAGGUAAGACAUGCAAGCAAUAAAAAGAAUAAAUUAGACUGUUAGUUUUAAAGUUUAAGGACUAAAAAAAAUUCUAAGACUCAUUAAGAUCCCAUUUCAUUAAGUAUUGAUCGAGCUAACUCAUUAAUUAAAGCAAAUAAAAUACAAUAACAAUAAAAUAUUGGGUGCUAAAAAGGUGUUAAGAACUUAAAUAAUUCUCAAUUGGGCUGUGUAUCUUUUGGAGCCUCAAAUGUAUUCUAUAUGUCGAAUACUCCACUUCAUACUGAUAAUUCUCAAAUUCUUGAACGAUAGCAUAAAGAUUUUAUCAACUCAAGACAAACUUUAUCGCCUAACAUCAACAGAGAUUUCAAUUAUCUGAGAAGUGGCAGAUUAAGUGUAAGAGAUGAUGUAAGGCAGUAUUAGUCGAACACAUAAAGAGACUCGUUAACAUUAAGAAUGCCCCGACAAAAGGAUUAAAGUCUGCUUUUGAAAAGAGAUCGCUUAAAUUCAGAAAGAAAUAGUAGACUGUCAGCAGGUGGAUUCAUGAAGUCUGAUAAUAUAUCUGCUGACAGUCGUUCUAACUUAGAUGAUUAAUUCAGAAGUUUUGUGAGAUUAACUAAAGAUCUUGUAAACCAAAAGAAAGUAACUACAGAGGCCUUUUAAAAACUUGUUUUUUCACCAGAGGAAGUUCAUCGAAGAAGAAGUGAUUAUCUUAGCAAAUAGAAUUAAAUGAGUCCAUGUGAAACUGCUUCAUGCCUCUCUUAAAUAUCUAUGAAUCCCAGUCAACUGUAUUAAGAGCUAUCAAUUAAAAUGAGAGAAAUUUAAAAUUUGAUGCCCUAACUUGAGAAGAUCAAUGAUAUGAGAAAGAAUGAAUAGAGAAAACAAAGUAUUGCCAAAGGAAUUAUUAAGGAUGAUACUAAUAGCAUUCAGAAUAAGCCACCUCUAUUGAAAAGGAAGCAAACAAACCAGGCAAAAAUAAGCCUUAAAUCAUUUCUUAAUCCUCAGAUUAAUAUUCAAGAAAAUAACUAUCAAAGUAAUCCUUAGUCAAAUGAUGCAUCUAAAAUUGACAUAAAAAGCCAAGGGACAAACUAUGCCACAAACUUUACUGAUCUGAGUAAAAAUGUAUAUUCAGAAAGAGCUACGACAAGUUUUAAAAAAUAUUAACCUAGUGAAACCUUGCUUGAAGAUAGUGUCUAGCCAUCUAACAAAAGUAGCUUUAAUUACAAGUUUCAAUAUUUCAAGCCAUAGGAAUCCACAAGAUUAGAUUCUGUAGGAAUGACACUCCUUGAUAGAUUUGAUAGUAUUUCCAGUAAACAAUUAGAGCAAUAACUUAGCUAUUCAAAGGAAAAUAGUUUAGCAAGGAAAAUAAAUUUGUCUAUUUACAAUGGGAAAUUUACAGACUAUAACACUUAGUAUGCAUCAUAAAAGUUAACAACUUGGGAUUAAAUUCCUUCUUAAUUUUACCCACCACUGUAUUUAUCAAUCCAAUAUUUAAGUUUGCAUGAUAUUAUCUUGAUAUAUGUAUUGGUCUUACUCGAAUUACAAAUUUUGUCUUAUCAAAGUAUUUCUUUCUUCUGA